Messenger RNA from Fusarium poae, 369 nucleotides. RefSeq lists its product as uncharacterized. Bases 1 to 369 code for a protein of 122 amino acids. Lineage: Eukaryota; Fungi; Ascomycota; Sordariomycetes; Hypocreales; Nectriaceae. The transcript is spliced from 2 exons. The record is from RefSeq and is a predicted model, not a curated record.
AUGCUUAUGCCCGAGGUUUAUAUCUUUGACACAACCGACAACAAUGAGAUAAUCACACCUUCCAUUUGCAUGAGUUUCAUCCCAGGAGAGACUGUGUCGCAUGUCUGGCUCGACGAGACAUCUAGAGAAAGUCUCCGCCUCAGCAUAUUGACCAGAUUGGUUCCGAUGGGAGCAGAAGACGGCACCAACUUUCUUGGCUUGGUAUUCGAUUGGGACGAGCAGGAAGACGGAAGUGGGAGAGUCAACGCAACUCGAGCAUAUUUUUCUACUACCGAGUAUCUGGCGUGUUGCAUGGACUUUGGGACUCACAAGGAUUCGUGGAGUCGAGCUGCCAGAAAGAUGACCGAAGCGCUUAUACAAAAACCUUGA